AUGGGUCGUCUAUUGCGUAGGCGACCCGGAGGCGAUUUGCGUAAGAUUCAAAACGUGCAUGACCUUGCAGCUGAUCAGCGCCCACUGUCAUUUGCAACAGACACGUCUCUCACUGAAUCAUUCACGUCUUCGGCACGUCACUAUCUCAGAAGAAGCUUUUCCCGAUCCUCUCAAGCCAGGGCUCAGUCAACACCACCGCGCUUCGACCUCAUCAACACACAUUCGUCUCAGAACCUUCGUCCCUCCUUUGAAGCGGCUAUAGCUGAAUUUUCACGCAUUCCUGAUGAUGCUGACGGAGGAAUUGAGUCGACGUUACUGAAGCUAGAAGGGAAAUGGCCUUCUCCGACCCUCUCUGAUAGUCAAGAUGCCUCAGUUCAACACUUUCAUCAUGGAGGAGACUCGUCCAAUACUGCUAUGACAGCGACAAGCAAUCUGGAAAGACUUCCGCUGAGAUCUGAGGAGACGAUGGCCGUCGGUCACUCCGGCUCGCAACCUCAGGUAUAUACCGAUUCCGUUGCGGAAUCGGAGUUUUCCGAUAAUUCUAUCCCUCUUCUAGAAAGGGGCUUGAGCGACGAUUCCAUGAAAAAACCAGUUCCUGGUGUUCGUGCACAUAUUACGCCUCGUCAGUCUAUACAACAUACCCCGGUCAACGCAAACAUGGCCAUUGCCGACUCUCCCCGUCCUUCCAUUCAAUUGAUUGAUGACAACGACGGAAUCCGACAAAUCAUAAACGACAUAGAUGAAUAUCAUGAUGCCGAUUAUCAGUCAGAGCAGUAUGAAAAUGUGGAUAGUAGAUCGGAACUAUCCUCUGAACUAUCUGUGGAGUUCAUUGAAAAAGACCACGCUUUUGAAGCAUCGAGCAGCACAGAUUCUCUCGCAACCCAGUCCUUGGAGAUUCCACCCCAUCCUCUUGCGCAUCCUCCUUCACCCCCGAUAACUAUUCCACAGGCGGCUUCAGCUAGUGUUCAUCGUAAACCGGACACUCCUGUGAACGCGCCGGCACCUUUGACCCCGGGCCCAUCCCCUACUCGCAUGGGUGAUCAAUAUCGUGGACGCCACAAUUCGGAUGAGAUUGCAAAUAUUGAACACAAGCUUGCUGGCUUGCACAUAGACAUCCCGCACAUGCCGCGUCAUUUUCCUUUCGUACUGGCGUACGAUUCCAAGUUACUUGCCCAACAAUUUACCCUCGUCGAAAAGUCGGCUUUGGACGAAGUUGACUGGAAAGAUCUUGUUGAAAUGAAGUGGAACAGUACUUCGCCGUCAAUUGUCAGUUGGGUUCACUUCCUUGCUGAGAAGGAGCGCAAAGGAAUUGACAUUGUCGUGGGCCGGUUCAAUCUUAUGGUGAAAUGGGUCCUUUCUGAAAUUGUCCUCACCCGAGAUAUUUCAGAGCGGGCCCGAACGAUCUCCAAGUUCAUCCAUAUCGCCGCGCACGCCAGACAAACAUGCAACUAUUCGACAAUGCUACAGAUUGCGAUUGCUUUAUCUUCAGUCGACUGUACACGGCUACAGAGAACCUGGAAUCUGGUGAGCUUGAGUGACAGACGCCUCUUGGACAGCAUGGAGUCUCUGAUACAACCUCUCCGCAAUUUCCACGAGUUGAGAGUCGAGAUGGAAACCGCCAAUCUUCAAAAUGGCUGCAUUCCUUUUGUUGGUCUAUACGUUCACGAUCUGACCUACAACGCCCAGAAACCAUCUCAAGUCGCCGGAACCCGGGAUGGUGAUGCACUUGUCAAUUUCGAACGAUAUCGGACCUCGGCUAGAAUUGUUAAAUGUCUCCUACGUCUUAUCGAUGCUAGUAACAAGUAUAACCUCGAACCUAUUCCUGGAGUCGUUGAGAAAUGUUUGUGGAUCGGUUCUCUGCCGGAGGAUCAGAUUCAAGCUUUCAGCAAGAGCUUGGUAUAG
Messenger RNA from Talaromyces marneffei, 1902 nucleotides. RefSeq lists its product as uncharacterized. Gene Ontology annotation, cellular component: plasma membrane. The coding region runs from base 1 to 1902 and encodes 633 amino acids. Gene Ontology annotation, molecular function: guanyl-nucleotide exchange factor activity. Gene Ontology annotation, biological process: positive regulation of GTPase activity; Ras protein signal transduction. The transcript has a single exon. The record is from RefSeq and is a predicted model, not a curated record. NCBI's taxonomy places the organism in Eukaryota, Fungi, Ascomycota, Eurotiomycetes, Eurotiales, Trichocomaceae.